GGCUAGGUGGCAGCAUCACCAUCACCACAUUAGGCACCACACUAGGUCUGCUGCUACCUCUCCUGCACUCACUAUCACACUGGAGAGAGGGAGACAAGCGGGACGAGAUAUAGUGUGAAGGAGAAAAAGAAGGAGGAGGAGAGAAACAGAGGGAGGGUGUGUGUGAGAAAGAGAGGCUGUAGGGAAGCCUAGCUAGGCGGAAGAGAGCAAAAAAGGAAGGGUAAAAGAGAUAAGGGGGCCAAACGAACAACAGGAUGGCAGAGCCGGAGCUGAAACCAUGGAACAGCCAGGAGAGCUUGAAGACGGCAACCGAGGGCCAGGAGAAGAUGGAGGCUGAGGCGGCUCCGGACAACACUGACCAGCCUCCGUCGCUGGACAAGCUUCCAUUCAAGCCUGCCUCUCCAUCCACCCUUACCCCUACGGCUGCUGAUGCCAUGGAAGCCACCACCCCUACCGCAGAGGCCUCCUCCCCAGCCAAGGUGGCAGGCGGCAAGAUUGAACUGAAGCGCAGCAUCACGCUCUUUAACGGUGUGGGCAUGAUCAUUGGCACCAUCAUCGGCUCGGGCAUCUUCAUCACACCCACCGGGGUGGUUAAGGAGGCGGGCUCGGCCGGUCUUUCGCUAGUGGUGUGGGCCGUGUGUGGUGUGGUGUCCACCAUGGGUGCCCUAUGCUAUGCCGAGCUGGGUACCACCAUUACCAAGUCGGGCGGAGACUACACCUAUAUCCUGGAGGUGUACGGUGAGCUGGCCGCCUUCCUCAAGCUGUGGGUGGAGAUGCUGAUCAUCAGGCCGUCCUCCCAGUACGUGGUGUCGUUGGUGUUCGCCACCUACCUGCUCAAACCCCUCUACCCAAACUGCAGUGUGCCCGAUAGUGCCGCAAAGCUCAUCGCUUGUCUCUGCCUCACAUCGUUGACCUUUGUGAACUGCAUCAGCGUGCGGGCUGCCACCAAGGUCCAGGACUUGUUCACUGUGUCCAAGCUCCUGGCCCUGAUCAUCAUCAUCAUCUUCGGCUUCAUUCAGAUCGGAACCGGUGAUGUGCCAUACCUGACACCAGAAUUAGCAUUUGAAGGCAGCAAAUGGGGAGUCGACAACAUUGUGUUGGCUCUAUACAGUGGACUCUUUGCUUUUGGUGGAUGGAAUUACCUGAAUUACGUGACAGAGGAAAUGAUCAAUCCAGAGAGAAACCUGCCCCUGUCCAUCAUUAUCUCCAUGCCCAUUGUGACCGUGGUGUACGUACUGACCAACCUGGCCUAUUUCACCACUAUCCCCCCGAGUGUGAUGGUUGAGUCCGAGGCAGUAGCUGUGAUCUUUGGGGAAUACCAUCUUGGUGUGAUGUCCUGGCUCAUCCCUGUCUUCGUGGGCCUGUCCUGCUUCGGCGCUGUCAACGGAAGCCUGUUCACCUCGGCGCGGCUGUUUUAUGCUGGCGCUCGAGAGGGUCAGCUCCCUGCUGCACUGGGAUUGGUCCACACUGACCUCUUCACCCCAGUGCCCUCCCUAAUUUUCACAUGUUUCCUGUCCAUGCUUUACGCCCUGUCCAAGGACAUCUUCUCGGUUAUCAACCUGUUCAGCUUCUUUACCUGGUUGUGUGUGGGCAUGGCGAUCGCCGGCUUGCUGUGGCUCCGCUGGACCAAGCCAGAGCUCAGGAGGCCCAUCAAGAUUUGGUUGGUGGUCCCUGUGGUGUUUGUGCUGGGCUGUGUCUUCAUGAUCGUGGUGUCCUUCUGGGCAGCUCCCUUCGAGUGCCUGAUAGGCAGUGGGAUCAUCCUCACUGGUAUCCCCGCCUAUCUUCUGGGGUACAAGUGGAAGAAGCCCCACAUUGUAAAGAAGAUCUUAGAGAUCUUUACUCUGUUCUGCCAGAAGAUUUUUAUGUCCGUUCCAGAAGAACGUGAAGAGAAGGAGUCAGCUGAAGUAGCUGAAGAAGUCGAAACAACAAAGGAUGACUGAGUCAAUGUUUUAGUUGGAACAUUACAUGUUUACACUCAUUGUUGCUUUUGUUACAGAGUUCCAUGUAAAGUAGGGGUUUAUGCGAAUUGCUUCAGUGUACAUAUUUUUUGUAUUUUACAUGCAGUUUCUUACUGUAUUGUCUCUUUGAAUUCUCUCCAGCAAUUCAAUUCCACUUUUCAGUGAUAUAGUUUACUUUCAAACUUUGUCACAUUUUUCCUAAACUAACCUUUUUUACAUUUCAUAUGUUGUAACCUAUUUUGCACAGUAUUCAAUAGGCCUGAAUUAAGCUAAAAAGGAAAAUCUAUUUCUAUUAACAAAAGUCAUAUAUGUGUUGGUAUGUUCUCUAGACAAUCAUCCAAUCAUCUUUGAUAAUGUGUACAAUACCCUGCUUUGUCUUAAAACGGUCUUCAUCGAACUAAAGAUCAUUUCAUAUUUGACUUAUGAAUCAUAUAACUAUUAACCCCCCCCCCCUUUAACUGAAGGUAUGUCUUUAACUCAGUGUAGUUGAAGGAACUAGCUACUGGUUACCUAAAUUGAUUGAACAAUGGCCAUCAAUCUGUGAUAAACCCAUUAUUUUAUUCAGGUAACUCAUACCACACAUUCUGUAAACUACCUUAAUUUCCCUUUGACAUGAUUGCACUCAUGAUAACAAUUAGGAUUUUAACAUCUAGUUGUGCACUGUAUUGCUACAAUCAAUUUUAAAUCCAUUGUUUGGAACACAGUUAUAUCCCAUUCUCAAAUUCACUUUGAAACAUUUUCAAAUAAUUCACUUAUUUAUUCGACAGAUUACUAUUUGAAGCACAUUUGUGCAAAGUGGAUUUCUGAUAUGACAUCUGAUGUGUUGCCUUAAGAUUGAUGUCACACAAGUCAGUUGCUUGUAUUGAUACCCCAUGCCCUGUAUACAUAAAGGCAUGUCAAACCAUGCCUUUAUGAAAUCUACCGGUUUCCAUACAUUUAAAACCAUUAUAUUCGGAGAUUACAUUUGAUGUUUUUUUAUUUAUUGUUUGUACAGAUACCAUGCCAGAAAUGUGAUUAUCAACAUUCAGUCAACAUUACAAUUUUGCUACUGA
Messenger RNA from Oncorhynchus nerka (sockeye salmon), 3010 nucleotides. RefSeq names its product large neutral amino acids transporter small subunit 1-like. The transcript is spliced from 12 exons. Gene Ontology annotation, molecular function: neutral L-amino acid transmembrane transporter activity; L-amino acid transmembrane transporter activity. The coding region runs from base 255 to 1940 and encodes 561 amino acids. Gene Ontology annotation, cellular component: membrane. Lineage: Eukaryota; Metazoa; Chordata; Actinopteri; Salmoniformes; Salmonidae. The record is from RefSeq and is a predicted model, not a curated record. Gene Ontology annotation, biological process: amino acid transmembrane transport; neutral amino acid transport.